GUCAGGGCUACUUAUGGUGGUGAUUUGUGUGUUAUUGUUUUACUUGGCUGGUAGUCGUCUAGAAAGACCAGUCCAGUCUUCAACAGAACCAACCCAAACCACAACACACACUAUAGACAGACAGACAGACUCUCUGUGGACUGACAGACAGCCACCAUUGAUAGACAGACAGAUGGGCACUGUGGAGAGACAACCUGGGGAAGAAGGUGGCGUCUUUGAGUCCACCAUGUGCAAGGAGAACACUGAGAAUGCUGUGGAGGCUCAGCCGGACUACUCUCCGCUGUCGUGGAGGGGGUACUUUGACCAGAUGGAGGAUGUGGUGGUGGGAGCGGCGGACAGCAGUGACUCCUUCAGGGUGUACAAGGCCGGCACCGGGGGUCCCUUGCUGGUCCUGCUGCAUGGAGGGGGGCACUCUGCCCUGUCCUGGGCUGUCUGCACCACCGCCAUAAGCAGCAGGGUGAGCUGCAGGGUGUUGGCCAUGGACCUGCGGGGUCACGGUGCCACCCAAGUUCAAUGUGAUGACUUCUCAACUCAAACUAUGUCCAGGGAUGUGGCAAAUGUUGUGCAAGCUUGCUAUGGGGAGACUCCGCCCCCAAUGGUGCUGAUUGGGCACGGGGUGGGCGGGGCCAUCGCGGUCCACGCAGCCAGUAGCAUGCUGCUGCCCACCAUCGUAGGCCUGGUCGCCAUUGACGUCGUGGAGGGUAGUGCAAUGGAGGUGCUACACAGCAUGCAGAACUUCCUGAGGGGCCGACCAAAGUCCUUCAAGUCCAUGGUACAUGCCAUUGAAUGGAGCGUGAAGAGCGGUCAGAUCCAGAACCUGGAGUCUGCCAGAGUCUCAGUGGUUGGACAGAUCAAAAAGUGUGAGGUGGACCAAGAUGUUCUGCUGGAGCCAGCCAGUCUGGCGGUAGAUGUGGCUGUCGAGGGCAACGAGGAAUUCCAUGAACAGCACCAACUCAACGAUAAAGACAAUACCACACCAGAGGGGAGCAUCUCAGACAACCAGAGUGUGUAUAACUGGCGUAUAGAUCUCUCCAAGGCUGAGAAGUACUGGGAUGGCUGGUUCAGAGGGACCUCCAACCUCUUCCUGAGCUGCAACCUGCCCAAACUGCUGUUACUGGCUGGUAGGUCUCUUAAAGCCUCCACAAUGUGACUGCUAUUGGCUGCUAGGUGGGCUUAACCCUCCCCAUACUACUGUUACUG
Messenger RNA from Gadus chalcogrammus (walleye pollock), 1200 nucleotides. Its product is annotated as protein phosphatase methylesterase 1-like. The transcript is spliced from 9 exons. The coding region runs from base 14 to 1150 and encodes 378 amino acids. Lineage: Eukaryota; Metazoa; Chordata; Actinopteri; Gadiformes; Gadidae. Gene Ontology annotation, biological process: protein demethylation. Gene Ontology annotation, molecular function: protein methylesterase activity. The record is from RefSeq and is a predicted model, not a curated record.